AUGCCAGGAAAUGAAAUCGGUGGGGGCAGAUUUGGCACUCAUCCGAAACAGGGCACCGUUGUGUUGGUUUUCCAACCAGCUGAGGAGGGAGGUGGCGGAGCAAAGAAAAUGCUUGAUGUUGGAAUACUGGAGAAUGUUGAGGCGAUUUUCGGAUUGCAUGUAUCUUCUAGUUAUCCGUUUGGCGUGGUUGCCACAAGGCCCGGCCCCAUUAUGGCUGGCAGUGGUUUUUUCGAUGCGGUAAUUACAGGGAAAGGAGGUCAUGCGGCCAUUCCACAACAUGCUAUAGAUCCCAUUUUAGCCGCUUCAAACAUAAUUGUUAGUUUACAACAUCUUGUUUCUCGAGAAGCUGAUCCCUUGGAUUCACAGGUAGUCACUGUUACUAAAUUUCAAGGUGGUGGUGCAUUUAAUGUUAUUCCCAAUACAGUCACAAUCGGUGGAACUUUUAGGGCAUUUUCUAAAGAAAGUUUUAUACAGCUCAAACAGCGUAUAGAAGAGGUUAUCACCCUACAAGCUUCUGUACAAAGGUGCAAUGCAACUGUGAGCUUUAACACAAAUGAGAAGCCUUUCUACCCCGUGACGGUGAAUAAUGUAGAUUUGCACGGGCAUUUCCUGGAAGUAGCUGGGAAUAUGCUGGGUGGCAAGAACAUCAUAGAGAUGCAGCCGAUUAUGGGAGCAGAAGAUUUCUCGUUCUUUGCUGAGGCAAUCCCGGGAUACUUCUACUAUCUCGGGAUGAUAAAUGAGACUCAAGGACGACUGGAACCUGCCCAUUCGCCUUACUUCAAAGUAAAUGAAGAUGUACUUCCAUCUGGUGCUGCUUUACAUGUAUCAUUGGCUGUAACAUAUCUUCUUGAAUAUCAUUCUCAAGUGACAAGACAGAAGGGAAGUUCUCAUGAUGAACUUUAA
Molecule: messenger RNA, 903 nt
Organism: Fraxinus pennsylvanica
Lineage: Eukaryota; Viridiplantae; Streptophyta; Magnoliopsida; Lamiales; Oleaceae
Source: the annotation of a GenBank genome assembly